UAGAUGUAGAGAGCAAGAGGAGGAAAAGCCACAGAGAGAAAGUGAAAGAAGAGAAGACAGGAUGAGGGGACAGGGGCUGCAUUUUGCUCCACAAUGAUCAUCCUACCAUCAUCACAGCAUCUCGAAAUAGGAUUUUGUCAUUGAAGCUCAUGAAGUGGCCUGAGAUCAUCCAAUUAAACCUUCUGGGUGCCUGAACAAGGGACCCAUCUGCUAGUGGAAUUCUGGCCCAGAAACAAUAGUACCAGUGGAUGCAUUUGGACUCUUUGCUUCAGUAUUGGGAUGCAAGAAAUGUUGAUGGUGAUUCAUUUUAUAUAGAAACUUAGGAGACGGACGCACAGAUGUCAGACUUCUUCACCUCCCCCUCUCCUUCUCCCCCUUCCCUCUUCCACUGCGACUACAGCGACUGGUCUCCCUCCUUCUCCAUCAUCCCGUCCGUCUACCUGCUGGCCUUUUUGGUUGGUUGCCUCGGCAACGGACUGGUGCUGUGGGCCUACCUGGACCGCCCCGAUGGAAGGGGAACCGGAAAGACCUGUUACACCGGCCUGUUCAGAACCAGACAGCAGAGCAUUAGCAGCACUGGUGGACUUCCUCAGAAGAAGGCAGAUGUAUCUUCAUCAGAACAAAGACCUUCCUCUCACUCCUCCACCUCCUCCUCUCAUCCUCCCUACAUCCCCCGUCCUCCCCGCUCGCUCACAGACUCCCUGAUAGCCAGCCUGGCGUUGGCUGACCUCUGCUUCCUGGUCACUCUCCCUCUGUGGGCGGUGUACACAGCCAUGGGCUACCACUGGCCUUUUGGGCAACCCCUCUGCCAAAUCAGCAGCUUCCUCACGGCGCUCAACAUGUACGCCAGCGUGUUCAGCCUGAGCAUGCUCAGUGUGGAGCGGUACUGGGUUCUGACUGGGCGACACCACUCCAGUCACCAUGCCCCACAGAGCUGCCCCAGGAGGACUUUGUGGGUACUUGGAGGGGUGUGGGUGCUGGCAGGGGUGCUAGCACUUCCUGGUUUGCUGCUGCGCUCUGUCAGGGAGGUGGACCCUGAGUCUGAUUAUGAUUAUGAACAAAUUCAUCCCACCGCUGACUCUGGAUCAGUCAUUCUCAUCUGCCAGAUGGAUUACUCCAUGCUGAUUGGAACAGAUCUGGAGGAGGCGGAUAGAGAGAGGGCAGAGGUGUGGUGGGCGGCUGCUUUGAGUCUUAAAUCAACUCUUAUUGGUUUCCUGCUUCCUCUUGUCAUAUUGCUGGUCUGCUACUGCUCAUUGGCCCAGCUCCUCAGCAGACAUUUUGGACGGGGCCCUCGCCCUGACCGCAGGCGUCAGCGAAGACUCCUCAGGGUCAUCAUCACAUUAGUGAUGGCUUUCUUCCUAUGCUGGCUGCCUCUACAUGUUAAUAAGACUGUUUCCAUGCUGCUGGAGUUUGGUUAUGUCCCAUACUCCUGUUCUUUGGAUCAGAUUUUACUGGCUGCUCAGCCAUACGUCACCUGUUUAGCUUAUCUCAACUCCUGCCUAAACCCUCUCCUGUACGCUGCAUGCGACCCCUCGUUCAGGAAGAGGUGCAGGGGAGCUCUUCUCUUGUUGUGCAGGUCAAGCAAGAGGAAAGGAGAGGGAAGGGAUGGAAAGAAGGGUGAAGGAGAGGAAGAGAAAGAGGAAAGGAGUUCAGCUUGCCCCACAAGAACACAGGAGGAAACAGCAGAUAGAACAGAGGCAGGAGAAGAGGAGAGGCUGGGUGGGAUGAUUCCUGAGAUUACUGCUUGAAAUGAAAGAAUCAUAUCUUAAACAUAACAUGAAGUCAAUGUGUUUGUUGACAAUAAAGAAGGGUUGAAUACGAUAUGUUUUUCUACAGUAUCGACAAUUGAC
This is a messenger RNA of Eleginops maclovinus (Patagonian blennie), 1850 nucleotides long. RefSeq names its product apelin receptor 2 (gene aplnr2). Gene Ontology annotation, biological process: brain development; G protein-coupled receptor signaling pathway; cell chemotaxis. The transcript has 2 exons. The record is from RefSeq and is a predicted model, not a curated record. Gene Ontology annotation, cellular component: membrane; external side of plasma membrane. NCBI's taxonomy places the organism in Eukaryota, Metazoa, Chordata, Actinopteri, Perciformes, Eleginopidae. Gene Ontology annotation, molecular function: C-C chemokine binding; C-C chemokine receptor activity. The coding region runs from base 339 to 1748 and encodes 469 amino acids.